This is a messenger RNA of Musca vetustissima, 4260 nucleotides long. RefSeq names its product ephrin type-B receptor 1 (gene Eph). Lineage: Eukaryota; Metazoa; Arthropoda; Insecta; Diptera; Muscidae. The record is from RefSeq and is a predicted model, not a curated record. Gene Ontology annotation, molecular function: ATP binding; protein binding; transmembrane-ephrin receptor activity. Gene Ontology annotation, biological process: axon guidance; cell surface receptor protein tyrosine kinase signaling pathway; protein phosphorylation. The coding region runs from base 1 to 4239 and encodes 1412 amino acids. The transcript has 3 exons. Gene Ontology annotation, cellular component: neuron projection; membrane.
AUGCCUUCCAUAUUUAUGAAUAUUCUGAAUCAUUCCAAAACAACAACAACAUCAACUACUGUUACACAUCACAUGCAACGAGAAAAACCGCCGGAUUUUGUGGACAACAAGAACAAAAGCACCGACUCCAACAAUUGCUCAGUAGUUGUAGUUAAGAAAAUCAACCCUGAAAAUGUCAGCGACAUUCACAAACAACAACAACAAAAGACAACCAGUAUUUGGCAUUAUUUAACUUCAUCAGUAGCAUUAUUAACCACAUCAUCGACAGAGGCAUCAACAUCUUCAAUACCGCCAUCAGCAGCAUUGUUGUCCAGUUGUAGUAGCAGCUGCUGUCAUAAUGGUGGGAAUAGUGAAAUAAAUGUAAUUUUAAAUCAAAACAACAACAACAACGAGACUACCAGCAGUAUUUCGAAAGAGCUGACCACGACCACCAUGACCACCACCAUUAUGAUGAAUAGUAAAACUUUGGAAAACAUUGCUGCAACCUUGAAAUUGGUUUUAAGCAAGGCUGCCACAGGCUCUAUAUUCUUACCACAAGCUCUAUAUUAUACAACAACAACGGCGGCAGCAGCAGCAGCAUCACGAACAAGGUUGGCAGCAGCAUCACGAUCAUUAAAUAAUUGUUCAAAAUCAAGGAUUUCAUCAGCAGCAAAACAUCGACGAUAUGAACAGCCAUAUGCAUCGAAUUUAAAUAAGGCUACCGACACAACAACUUCGCCACAGCAGCUAACACUAUUAUCACAAUCACCACCAGCAUCAUCACCACCAUCACUAGCAUCAUUCUUGCCAUCACCAUCACCACCCUUGAGGCCACACAAUUUUAUUGAAACAAAUUCCAAACAAAAAUCCUGCCACGAACAACAAGCCACAGCAUUUAAUUACCGCAGUCAUACAACAAUGCCCUCUAACAAUAAGGCAAAGGCGAAAUCACCACCCAGCAGAUCUAUUCCCAAAUCCCUGAAAUCUCUUGGAGGCUAUAUCAUUCAACCAUCACUAUCCCCAUCGUCUCUAAUCCUAAGUAUUUUAGUUCUAACAUCACUACACCUGACCAGUGUGGCUGGCGAUCAGGUGAUACUCUUGGAUACAACACGUGAAGCCACCCUUGAAUGGACCCGUUUUCCCUACGGACCUCAAGCGCAAACACCCGGUUGGGUUGAAGAAAGUUUUACCGAUUUCGAUAAGGGUAUUAAUUGGCGCAGCUAUGUGGUCUGUGAUGUCGCCUAUCACAAUGUCAACAAUUGGCUGUGGUCACCCUUUAUCGAUCGUGGUCCCGCCAAUCGCCUCUACAUUGAAAUACAAUUUACCAUACGAGACUGUUCGCUAUUUCCCGGCAAUGCCCUAUCGUGUAAGGAAACCUUCAGCUUGUUGUACUACGAAUUCGAUGCCGCCACCCGGGAACCACCACCAUGGCAAACGGAUAGCUAUAAACUGAUUGCCCGCAUUGCAGCCGGUGAGGGGCGUUUUAAUCAAAAUUCGGACGUCGAUAUUAAUUCGGAAGUGAAAAGUAUUGCUGUGACCAAGAAGGGGGUCUAUUUUGCCUUUCGCGAUCAGGGGGCCUGCAUCAGUGUGCUGGCCGUCAAGGUUUACUAUAUUACCUGCCCGGCUGUCACCGAAAACCUGGCCCAUUUCAAUGAGACCCCCACGGGACGUGAAAUUACCAUAUUGGAGAAGCAGAAUGGCACCUGUGUCGACAAUGCCGAACCCUAUGAACAGCCCACCUAUCUAUGUAAAGGUGAUGGCAAAUGGUCCAUAUUGACGGGUGGCUGUCGCUGCAAGGGUGGCUAUGAACCGGACAAUGCCAACAAAACAUGCAUUGAAUGUCCGGUGGGUACCUUCCGUUCGGCGGAGGUUAGCAAAUGUGUAGCCUGUCCACCAAAUUCGAAUGCCUCCAAGGCGGGAUCCAGCUAUUGUAAAUGUUUGCCAGGAUUUAAUCGCCAUCCGCGGGAUGGUAAACACAUGCCAUGCCAUAAACCCCCUGGCCCACCCACAAAUCUGACACUACUCUUCGUGGAUCACAUCAGUGCAAUAUUAUCAUGGAAUGCUCCGGUGCGUGAGGCAUCGGCUGCCGACUCCAACUCCAUAUAUCGUAGUGAUAUUGUUUAUAAAGUUGUUUGCUCCUCGUGUUCUUCUAAUGUGGUUCUCACGCCCAACACAGACACCUUUAAUGACACCAAACUCACCUUGACCAAUUUGGAACCGUUGACCACGUACACCAUACAAAUACACUCCAUGAAUGGGGUGUCUUAUUUUGUGGACAAUGGCACGGCGGAUAGUGAGAGGGCCAGCAAAACUGGUGGUGGCAAUGAUUCAUUUAGUUCGGAGGAAAACACUGCAGGUGGUGGUAAACAUCAUGAUAAUGAUGUACCGCUAAUGCCAGGACCAACAUCGUCCACUAUCGCUCACAACGUUGCAGCAGCGGCUGGUGCACAUAUUCCACCCAUAGACCUAAGUCAAAUCAAGACUGAAUGGGAUGAGAUCACCUUUACCACUACGGAGUCAGCCAUAUUGUCGACCGUCAGCAAUGUACGCAUUGUCCUGGCCACCAGCAAUGAAGUCGAUUUGGUGUGGGAGAAACCCGUGCAAAGUGAUGCACCCAUCGAAUUUUAUGAGGUCCGUUGGUUUCCCAAGCCAGAUUUUGAUGCCAUUAAUAAGACUUCGCUGACCACCAAGGAAACAAAGGCCCAUGUUGAGGGUCUCAAUGAUAAUACGGAGUAUGGGUUCCAGGUGCGUUAUAAGACCAUCAAUGGCUAUGGGACGUACAGUAACAUUGUCUAUGCCCACACCCAACCCGGAGUGGGUUCCUCCGUCUACGAAGAGAAUUUACAAAUGCGCAUUGUGGCCGGUGCUACUGUGGCAGUGGUGGUCAUUUUGGUACUCGUCAUCAUAGCCACUGUGGUAUUUUUACGCUCCAAAAAUCAGGAUGAUUUGGAUAAAAAGUCCAGCAAUCACAUGCCACUGCCAUUGGAUUAUGCCAGCAAUGAGGGCCAGGUGGUGACCUAUAUACAUGCUAUGGAUACCACACCGAUUGUCAAGACCAUACAGUCGAAUGUUACCACCCCGCUGUUUGGUAACAGCCGCAGCUAUGUGGAUCCCCACACCUAUGAAGAUCCCAAUCAGGCCAUAAGGGAAUUCGCUCGAGAGAUCGAUGCCAACUACAUCACCAUAGAGGCGAUUAUUGGUGGCGGGGAAUUUGGUGAUGUUUGUCGAGGCCGCUUGAAAAUACCACCCAACUUUGUUCAGGACAUUGAUGUGGCCAUAAAGACCCUCAAGCCGGGCUCAUCGGAAAAGGCACGCUGUGACUUCCUGACCGAGGCCUCGAUAAUGGGUCAAUUUGAUCAUCCCAAUGUUAUAUACCUGCAGGGUGUGGUUACCAGAUCGAAUCCGGUGAUGAUCAUCACCGAGUACAUGGAGAAUGGUAGCUUGGAUACCUUCCUGAGGGUUAAUGAUGGCAAAUUCCAGACACUGCAGCUGAUUGUUAUGCUGCGCGGCAUUGCCAGUGGCAUGGCCUAUUUGAGUGAAAUGAAUUAUGUACAUCGUGACUUGGCGGCCCGCAAUGUCCUCGUCAACUCCCAGCUGAUAUGUAAAAUUGCCGAUUUUGGUCUAUCGCGGGAAAUUGAAAAUGCCAGCGAUGCGUACACGACACGAGGUGGUAAAAUUCCCGUACGCUGGACCGCCCCCGAGGCUAUUGCAUUUAGGAAAUUCACAUCGGCCUCGGAUGUGUGGUCGUACGGGGUGGUAUUGUGGGAGGUUAUGUCGUAUGGUGAACGUCCCUAUUGGAAUUGGUCGAAUCAGGAUGUUAUUAAGAGUAUUGAAAAGGGUUAUAGGCUGCCGGCACCCAUGGACUGUCCGGAGGCUUUGUAUCAGCUAAUGUUGGAUUGCUGGCAAAAGCAGAGGACCCAUCGACCUUCCUUCGCCAGUAUUGUAUCGACAUUGGACAAUUUGGCAAGGCAGCCGCAGGCCUUGCUUACGACACGUAAUUCGCCGGAAAAUGAUGGAGGGGUCGGCGGAGGUCAUCUUAUGGACAGCCAGAGGGGUCAUAACAUAUUCAUUAGCACCGAUAUGUGGUUGGAUAACAUUAAGAUGUCACGAUAUUCGCAGCAUUUUAAAGAGGCCAACCUGGUGACGGCUCAACAGAUCUCAAGAUUAACGGCUCAACAGCUCUCCGAUAUGGGUAUAACAUUGGUGGGGCAUCAAAAGAAAAUCUUACAUCAGGCCAGGCAAUUGGACACCAUAAUUUAGCAAUUUUAUUAAGAAAAAAAG